CACUUUUUUUUUAAUUAUAUUAUAAAUAAAUUUGUGAGGUUUUCUUCAUUAUCAGAAACUAAACAGAUAUUAUAUAUUUUUAUUUCUUUUUUUUUUAGUUUUUUUUAGUUUUUAAAUUUUUUGUUGUAUUAAAUAAACAAUAAAGAAAUGGCCAGAGAAAUUAUCUCAAUUCACAUCGGUCAAGCUGGUGUCCAAGUUGGUAACAGUUGUUGGGAAUUAUAUUGUCUUGAACAUGGUAUUGGUAUUGAUGGUAGCCUUCCAGAUGCUCGUAAAUCACAAGGUGAUAACAAAGAUUUAAAUACUUUCUUUAGUGAAUCAUCAAAUGGUAAAAAAGUUGUCCCAAGAGCUAUUUUCUUAGAUUUAGAACCAACUGUUAUUGAUGAAAUUAGAACUGGUAGUUACAAAGAACUUUUCCAUCCAGAACAACUCAUCACUGGUAAAGAAGAUGCCGCUAACAAUUAUGCUCGUGGUCACUACACUGUCGGUAAAGAAUUAAUUGAAGUUUGUGCUGAUCGUAUUAGAAAACUCGCUGAUCAAUGUGAAGGUUUACAAGGUUUCCUCGUUUUCCAUUCAGUUGGUGGUGGUACAGGUUCAGGUUUUGGUUCACUCUUAUUACAAAGAUUAGCCCUUGAAUACGGUGGUAAAAAAUCAAAACUUGAUUUCUGUGUUUACCCAUCACCACAAGUUUCAACCUCUGUUGUUGAACCAUACAACAGUGUUCUCUCAACUCACUCUCUUUUAGAACACACUGAUGUCAGUUUCAUGUUAGACAAUGAAGCCAUCUACAACAUUUGCAAGAAAUCAUUAGACAUUGAAAAACCAACCUACACCAACUUAAAUCGUUUAAUUGCUCAAGUUAUUUCAUCUUUAACUUCAUCACUCCGUUUCCCAGGUCCAUUAAAUCUUGAUAUCAAUGAUAUUCAAACCAAUUUAGUCCCAUUCCCACGUCUUCACUUUGUUCUCUGCUCAUACGCCCCAGUCAUCAGCAAAGAAAAAUCUGAACACGAAAACAUCACUGUUGAUGCCAUCACCAACUCUGUUUUCUCUGAAAAUAACAUCAUGGCUAAAUGUCAACCACAUUUAGGUAAAUACAUGGCUUGUUGUUUAAUGUACAGAGGUAACAUUGUUCCAAAAGAAGCCCAAAAAGCCGUUCAAAACAUUAGAAAUGAAAAAUCAAAAACUGUUUCAUUCGUCGAUUGGUCACCAACUGGUUUCAAAUGUGGUAUCAACAACUCUAAACCAACUACCGUUCUUGGUGAAAAUGGUGAUAACAUGGCUCGUACUGAAAAAUCAGUUUGUAUGUUAUCCAACACUACUGCCAUUUCACAAGUAUUCUCACGUAUCAAUCAUAAAUUCGAUUUAAUGUACAUCAAGAGAGCUUUCGUUCACUGGUACGUCGGUGAAGGUAUGGAAGAAGGUGAAUUUGCUGAAGCCAGAGAAGAUCUCCUUGCUCUCGAAAAGGAUUAUGACUCUGUCGCCGAAACAGAAGUUGAAGAAGAAGAAGAAUACUAAAAAGUCAAUAUGAACAGGAUUUUUAAACCAAUUAAUAAAUAAUUAUUUAUUUAUUAUCAUAUUAAAGAUUU
Dictyostelium purpureum is the source of this 1583-nucleotide messenger RNA. RefSeq names its product tubulin alpha chain. The coding region runs from base 148 to 1512 and encodes 454 amino acids. Lineage: Eukaryota; Evosea; Eumycetozoa; Dictyosteliales; Dictyosteliaceae. The record is from RefSeq and is a predicted model, not a curated record. Gene Ontology annotation, biological process: mitotic cell cycle; microtubule cytoskeleton organization. Gene Ontology annotation, cellular component: cytoplasm; microtubule. The transcript is spliced from 3 exons. Gene Ontology annotation, molecular function: structural constituent of cytoskeleton; GTP binding.